This is a messenger RNA of Lacerta agilis (Sand lizard), 1924 nucleotides long. It is a transcript of the gene ACBD5, whose product is annotated as acyl-CoA binding domain containing 5. Bases 232 to 1704 code for a protein of 490 amino acids. Gene Ontology annotation, biological process: fatty acid metabolic process; autophagy of peroxisome. Gene Ontology annotation, molecular function: fatty-acyl-CoA binding. Gene Ontology annotation, cellular component: peroxisome. The transcript has 12 exons. NCBI's taxonomy places the organism in Eukaryota, Metazoa, Chordata, Lepidosauria, Squamata, Lacertidae. The record is from RefSeq and is a predicted model, not a curated record.
GAAGGGAGCCGCAAAGGCCCGGCCUGGCUUUCCUCCCUCUGCUUGGCUGAAGGGGGCGGAGGCAGCCGCGGCCCUCGCGUCCCCUCCGCCACCGCCUCCUUCGCCAGACCCCCGUUAUGUCCUGCGUUCACUCGGUUACAGGGAACUGCUGGGCGAAGGGAAGAAGCGGCGGCGGCAGCGCGAGUCCGGCGGCCGACACGACACGGGCUCAUCGGAGGGAAGAGGCGGGACAUGGCGGAGACGGAGGAGAGAGGCGACGGCGGCUCGGUGCACGAGACCCGCUUCGAGGCAGCCGUCAAGGUGAUCCAGAGCCUGCCCAAAAACGGUUCAUUCCAGCCAACAAAUGAAAUGAUGCUCAAGUUCUAUAGCUUUUAUAAGCAAGCAACUCAAGGACCUUGCAGUAGUCCAAGACCUGGAUUCUGGGAUCCUAUUGGUAGAUACAAAUGGGAUGCAUGGAGCGCUUUAGGUGAUAUGCCCAAAGAAGAUGCUAUGAUUGCCUAUGUUGAAGAAAUGAAAAAGAUUCUUGAAACAAUGCCAAUGACAGACAAGGUUGAAGAACUCCUACAUGUAUUAGGCCCAUUCUAUGAAAUUGUUGAGGAUAAAAAGACCAGAGGAUCUAGCAUAAUAGCAGACCUUGGUUAUUCCAUAACGUCUAUGCCAGCUGUGAAUGGCAAAUCUGAAAGCAGCGACAGCGGAGCAGAGUCAGAGGAGGAACCUCACCAGGAAGAAAUAACAGAGCUAAAGCAGGUUGAAAAAGAAAGUGAAAGUCUGGGACCAGAUUUGACGCCUGCUCAGGAGCUGGACUGUGUUGUCGCCAAUGGCUGCUGUGAAGAUGUCCCAAAUACUGACAUUCACAAUGGCAUACAGACUAAAUCUGCUCUGAAUGGUAUAAAUGUGGAUGAAGAAGUAAAGAAGAGAGACAAACGCCUUGAACUACCUAUAAUGUCUAAUUUUGGGUCUUCUCACCAAGGUGCAAAUGAAGAUACUGCUGAAGAGGUCUCUGGCAUUCAGCACUUGACAAGUGAUUCGGAUAGUGAAAUAUACUGUGAUUCUAUGGAGCAGUUUGGACAAGAAGAGAUAUUGGAGUCAACAAAAGCAUUUUCAAAACAUCCAUUACAUUUCUCAGAAGUAGACCACAGCAGUCUGCUGGGUGCUUCUGGUUUUCUUGAACUUGGAAAUUACAAGACAGAUGGUAUAAUGGUGGCUGCAAUUGAAGGAAAAGGUGAAGUCAAGUGUGGUGGUGAGGAUGGCAAGGCAAGUGAUGGAGGCCCUCACAAAGAAAAGAAAGGUGGUGAAAAGGUGGAUUUCUACGGAAUCAGAAGAGGGAGAGGUCAUAGAAUGCACCCUUUGGGUGAUGGUGCCCAAGGUGGACAAAUGGGUAGUGGAGGAGAUGGAGAACGAUGGGGGUCAGAUAGAGGACCAAGAAGUGGCCUCAAUGAACAAAUUGCAGUAGUGCUUAUACGAUUACAAGAAGAUAUGCAAAAUGUCCUUCAGAGAUUGCAUGCAUUGGAAACACUGACAACUUCACAGACAGGAACUUCAACCGUACAUUCAAAUAAUCAGACUCCCUCACCUGCUAAGAGACCUUCCUGGUGGCCAUUCGAGAUUUCUCCUGGUACUUUAGUCUUUGCUGUUUUCUGGCCAUUUGUUGCCCAGUGGCUGGUACAUGUGUAUCUUCAAAGAAGAAGGAGAAAACAGAACUGAGGAUUCAAUUCCUGAUUUUACUUAAGGACUGCUAACAUGGAGACUCUGGAAGGUGAAGUAAUUUAAGAGACCUGCAAGAACUGCAGAUGCUGGGAUGGCUACAUCUUUCUUCUAUUUUUUCCCCUUUUGCACUACCUGGCAUACCAUACUUGAAUGGUCCCUUUCUCUUAGGUUACAAAUAAAUACAACUAUCCCAUCCAGCAAUCACACGAACCCUAAA